Molecule: messenger RNA, 1611 nt
Organism: Fusarium poae
Lineage: Eukaryota; Fungi; Ascomycota; Sordariomycetes; Hypocreales; Nectriaceae
Exons: 7
Coding region: 1-1611 (536 amino acids)
Cellular component (GO): cytoplasm
Molecular function (GO): cysteine synthase activity; cystathionine beta-synthase activity
Source: RefSeq, a predicted model, not a curated record
AUGACUAGUCCCAACCCUCUUAACGUAUACAAGGGACAAGACUCUAUCAAGAAUUACUUCGACCCUGAAUCAGCGCCACCACUUCCGCUAGUCGAGAUCCCGGACUCACUUAACCCUUAUUGUCAGGAUGGAGUGCGCAUUUAUGCCAAGAUGAUGACUAUGCAUCCUGCGAAUAAUGUAAAAGCCAUGCCAGCUCUGAACUUACUAAACAACUGUGUCGUCCCGGGGAAAACCAAGGCAGUCGUUGAAUACAGUUCAGGCUCGACUGUUUUGUCCAUGUCGUUAAUUUCAAGAGCUAUCCACGGCAUUGAUGAUGUGCGAGCAUUCUUGAGUAACAAGACGAGUGCAACGAAACUUCAACUUAUGCAAUUCUUUGGAAUCGACAUUACACUCUUCGGAGGUCCAUCUCAGCCUGAGCCUCUUGACGAACGUGGUGGUAUCAGAGCAGCUCAGAGGCUAGCUCAGGAUUCGGACGAGACUAUCAUCAACCCAAAUCAAUAUGAGAAUAACCUUGCAAGCCCACAGCUUCAUGCACAAUUGCCAGAGAUCAACUUGAUCUGUGCAGGAAUGGGAACUUCAGGUACUAUGACCGGUCUUGGCACAUAUUUUAAAGAAGCCAAGCCUUCGGUGUUUAAACUCGGUGUAUGUACUGCCCCUGGCGAUCGAGUCCCUGGACCAAGAUCAUUCGCACUGAUGGCCCCUGUCCAAUUUCCAUGGAAGAAGUCAGUUGACCACAUCGAAGAGGUCGACUCGCACCACUCAUUCUCCAUGUCCUUGGAUUUAUGUCGUAACGGCAUCGUCUGUGGCCCAUCUUCUGGAUUCAACUUGACAGGACUGUUCCAGCUCAUCGAGAAGCGCAAGGCUGAAGGUUCUCUUUCGGAUCUGGCUGGACCAGAUGGAACCAUCAACUGUGUGUUUCUAUGCUGCGAUUUGCCAUACCAGUACAUAAGCGAGUACUUUGAUAAGCUCGGGGAAAGUUACUUUCCAUCCAUCAAAAAUGGGGACCUUUUGAAAGUCGACCUCUAUAGGUACGACGAGAAGUGGGAGCGAACGGCUUCUGAAGCUAUCGAUGCCUUUUUCGAUAUUGAUAGGGGCGCUCUUCUCGAUAUGGUGCUAGUCGACCCAAAGAGUCCAUCGGCGAGCACAGUUGAUCUACACAAUAUUCUACGUUCGAGACAGGAUACGACGAUUAUCGACCUACGACAACCUCAAGAUUUUGGCAACUUCCAUCUUCCUGGUGCCUUCAACAUGCCAUUCGUAAAUGACAACACACCGAGUCCCUUCUCUGAUGCUAAGCUUUUGGAAACUUUAUGGAAGAGUCUUGAAGAUGUAUUCCAGAAACCGGGACGGGAACUUCAAUCUCUCCUCCAAGGUAGAAGGAUCUUGCUCAGUUGUUACGACGGAGACAGUGCUCGUGUUGCGACAAGUGUGCUUCGUGCCAAGGGUUACGAAGCUGAUAGUAUUCGAGGUGGCUAUCAGGCGUUGGAUAAGAUUAGGCACAGCUCGGGCCAUGGUUCUAUGGACGGUACUCGAGAGCCAUCGCCUUGGGUCGGUCUGACUGGGGAAAUUUUGGGUGCUGGGCCUUCGCAAUCAGCUCGUGUCUCGUUGUAG